Molecule: messenger RNA, 1910 nt
Organism: Castor canadensis (American beaver)
Lineage: Eukaryota; Metazoa; Chordata; Mammalia; Rodentia; Castoridae
Gene: Rab8a
Product: RAB8A, member RAS oncogene family
Molecular function (GO): GTPase activity; GTP binding
Source: RefSeq, a predicted model, not a curated record
CGUCCGGGAGAGAGUGUAAUAUGGCGAAGACCUACGAUUACCUGUUCAAGCUGCUGCUGAUCGGGGACUCGGGGGUGGGGAAGACCUGUGUCCUGUUCCGCUUCUCCGAGGACGCCUUCAACUCCACUUUCAUCUCCACCAUAGGAAUUGACUUUAAAAUUAGGACCAUUGAGCUCGAUGGCAAGAGAAUCAAGCUGCAGAUAUGGGACACAGCAGGUCAGGAACGGUUUCGGACGAUCACAACGGCCUACUACAGGGGUGCGAUGGGCAUCAUGCUGGUCUACGACAUCACCAACGAGAAGUCAUUCGACAACAUCCGGAACUGGAUUCGGAACAUUGAGGAGCACGCCUCCGCAGACGUGGAAAAGAUGAUACUGGGGAACAAAUGCGACGUGAACAACAAGAGGCAGGUGUCCAAGGAACGGGGAGAAAAGCUGGCCCUCGACUACGGGAUCAAGUUCAUGGAGACCAGCGCCAAGGCCAACAUCAACGUGGACAGCGCAUUUUUCACUCUUGCCAGAGACAUCAAAGCAAAAAUGGACAAAAAAUUGGAAGGGAACAGCCCGCAGGGGAGCAACCAGGGCGUGAAGCUCGCACAGGACCAGCAGAAGAAGAGCAGCUUCUUCCGGUGCGUCCUCCUGUGAGGUCGCUGUCCCCCGAGCCUCACUCUCCGAGCUGACUGUGCCUGUCUCGAGCAAGCCCCGCGCUCAGCUCAGCCGGGGCUGCCAUCGCCACAGGGUCCACGGCCACCAGAACACAGUUGAGAAAUUGUUUAUUUUAGUAACUGUCUGACCUUUUCAACUUGGAGACGGAAGUGAAGAGUUUGCUAUUUUUCCUGAAAUGUCUGCCAAACAGGGCCCACUCGUCACAGAGGCAGAGCUCAACGGAGACGAGAUGUGAUCGGGCACAACCACCACCAUGGUGACCUCCGUCUCUGGGCCUCCAGUCCCGUGUCAGCCCAGCACAGCUAACACCCACCUGUCCCCUCCUCCACCGCGUGGGCCGCCAGCCUCCAUGGCCUGAGCAAGGCGACCAGUCACCCAGGAAAUUUCCCCCCACUUUGACCUCCUCGUUUUUGGACAAGUGACAAAAACCAUUUCCCCGUCUGUCUUCUUUUUGCCUGUUAAACCAAAGGGAAGCACAAAUGAAGAAAGCAGCGGGAAGGAAAGCGGCCUGGGGUGGCCUCUGCUGUCCACAGCCAGGUGUGGUCACACCGAGGGGACACUGCCCGCCACAGGUGACACGGGCGCCCUCCUCUCAGCGGCCCCCUGGCCCUGUCCUCCUCACGCUCCUGCCAUCUCCAAAUCGGACGUCCUUCCUCGCUGAGAUUUUUUAUUUUUCCAGAUCCGUAGUGCCAUGAAGCGAUUCCGACUCUGAUUUCCAUCAGCAGGCCCAGGCAACUGGGAGCAGUGGGAGAUGGUCCCAGCCCCACGUGGCCGAGAGCGUGAGGCUGUCCCCACAUGCCCAUGUCCCCCAGUCUGGGACACAAGCAUUCCACGGUGACAGCCGUCUGGGUGACUUUCUCCUCUCGUCAUCUGGACAGCUUUGCCCGCCCAGAGAGAGUCGGUUGGGACCAGGUAGCCCGGCCGGAGGGGACCCGGGGGCCUCUUAGGUUUUCGCGCCGUCAGUGGCAGCCAUUGACACCGUACUCCCUCCUUUUCUGAAUUAAAACCAGUGUACCAGCACCAGCCUGCUCUCCUGAUUACGUCUGCAGUCGCCUCAGCGAAGCCACGAGCUAAAACUCUGGAAAGCGAACAGCUUUUCAUGUGCACCGUUUGCCCCAAGGUCAGGUGGCCCGUUGGGCGAUAGAGACAAAGGACCCCCUUGACCAAAAAGAGCCCACACUGGAGUGGAGGCGUGGCUCAAGCACUGUAAUGCCUACUUUGUAAGCACAAAGCCCUGAGUUCAAA